Molecule: messenger RNA, 626 nt
Organism: Zychaea mexicana
Lineage: Eukaryota; Fungi; Mucoromycota; Mucoromycetes; Mucorales; Lichtheimiaceae
Exons: 3
Coding region: 1-261 (86 amino acids)
Source: RefSeq, a predicted model, not a curated record
AUGUUCCUCUUUCAUUUCUUUCUAGCAGGAUUAUCUUCAUCGCUGUCAAUUUGGAAGGAUGAUACAACGUGUCAUACAGCAUUUGUCUUGAUGAUGCUUAUAUAUGAUAAAAUAUAUAAUUUAUCAGAUGGUAGCGAUGAUAGCUCAAUCAAGAAGCAAAACAACAGGAAGAAUCCAGACAGCAAUGAUAAUACCAAUGCAGUAAUGGAAUCACAUAUUCACCAGGUGCAAGUUCAUUUGGAAGAAGAGGAAAUACUGUAGGAAAAGGCGAGCAAAAUGGCUCCUUUCGUAGAUGGCUUGUUGAAUUGAAGGCAUCCAUUUGCGCCCCUCAAACUUCAGCAAUCCCAUUAAACAGGUAUCUAUACAUAAAUCGAAGUAUGCAAGCGAGAUCUACUCAUUAUUAUUGACCUUAGCACUGCCGAUUCUUUGUUUCCCUCAUAUGUUUUCGUACCACACCGACAUAAGUACCACUCACUAACAUCAAACUACAUUUAUAGUACAGACGUCAUCAUCGAUCUACUCUACAAAGGAUACAAAUUCGAGCAGACCAAAGAGUUUACAAUGCGAUCAACAUGUUUAAGAACUAUUAUGAUAGCACGGUCAUUGCGCAAGCUUUAUCGCCUUCU